Capsella rubella is the source of this 1439-nucleotide messenger RNA. Its product is annotated as bifunctional nuclease 2. Gene Ontology annotation, cellular component: nucleus; VCB complex. Bases 102 to 1142 code for a protein of 346 amino acids. Gene Ontology annotation, biological process: protein ubiquitination. Gene Ontology annotation, molecular function: nuclease activity. NCBI's taxonomy places the organism in Eukaryota, Viridiplantae, Streptophyta, Magnoliopsida, Brassicales, Brassicaceae. The record is from RefSeq and is a predicted model, not a curated record. The transcript has 10 exons.
CUCUCUCUCUCGGUCUCUCCAUCCUUCUUCUUCUACUUUUGUGCUCUGCUUCACUUUUUAUUUCUCUCUCUCUGUCUGAAACCAUCACCAAAGAAAUCAACAUGCCCGGAGUUGCCUUCGCUGCUGUUCCUGCGUCCGAUCUGGGAAUAUUCUUAUCCGACUCCACGGCCUUCUCUCGCUCCAUCUCCGUCUCAUCUUCCACUUCACCCUCUCCUUCUUCCUCCUUUCGCUGUUGCACCCCAUUGAACCUCCGAUCGCUUCGCUCUCAUCGCUCCCCCAAGUUUUCUCCUAUUUGUUGCGGUUCUUCUUCACACGGAAGCUCUACCUCUCCCGAUCUCGAGUUUCUCCAAGCCUCUGUCCUCGUUGCAGAGACGAGUAUGCAUUACAAAAUGCGGAGACAUGAUGGAUUCCGCCAAGAUUCAAUGUGGCACACUUCUAGGCAUUUGCCUCCUUUUGCUGUUAGAGCUAGUGAAUCCAGCCUUGGUGUUCUCCCUAUUGGACUCGGCUUUCUCCGUCAAUUCAAACACCCCACCAUCUUUCUCAAGAUCUCCUGUGAUGGUGACUACUUGCUUCCCGUUAUUGUUGGGGAUGCUGCUGUUGAGAAACUCUUACAAGUACCACUGCAAGGCCUGACUGAGGAAUGCCCUGAUCAGUUCCAGUUCGUGUCUGCUGUUGUUGACAAACUUGGAUAUGAAGUUAAAAUGGUGAAGCUUACAAGUAGAGUUGUAAACACUUACUAUGCAAGUCUAUGUCUUGGCAAGCCAGGAGACAAUGAUGUUAUAUGCUUUGAUUCACGGCCAUCAGAUGCCAUCAACGUAGCAAGAUCAUGCCAGGCUCCAAUAUAUGUGAAUAAAGCAAUAGUUCUGGAAGAGGCUAUCAAAAUUGGUUAUGGAGGCAGAUCGCAGAGCGCAAAGCCUACUUUCAAUGUUAUACUUGACAGGUUUUUAGUUUGUUGCGCUCCCGAGGGACCAGAUCCUUUAUCAGAAGAGCUUAAACUAGUAAGGAAUAUGGAUUUGGCCUCCAAAGAGGAAAGGUACAUCGAUGCAGCGAUGUGGAGAGACAAAUUGAAGAAGCUGCAGAACUCGAGCUCUGCUGUAUAUAAUAAGGGUGAAGCAACUCCUGAGAGCGAGAGCUAUGAGUAGAGAAAGAAUAGGAGCAAAGAAAGCAAAUGAAUGUAGAUAAGAAUGCAAGUGUGAUGAAAAGGGUAUGGAGAAGAGAAAUAUAAGAUGCGCUUAGAUUGAGGGUAUGGCAUGUACUGAGAGGAAGCACUUAGAUUAAUAGUAUCGCACCACGUAAUUGAGGGUAAAAUGAAAGAAGGGAAUGUGUAAAAUGUAAAUGGAAGAAAAAUAAAUGAAAUGCAUUCUUUUCAGAUGUGGUUGUUGCUGAUUGUGGAAGACAAAGCAGUAAGUUAUAAGAAACGUGAAUGAUUUCUCAUGAAA